GGGAAAAAAACAAAAAAGGAAUGAAGUGACUCCUCGAUCAUUCCAUUGAUAAAAAGCUCCCUUCCUUCCUUCCUUGCUUAGUCAUCCAACCCCACUCGCUUUCCGAUUCCCUCUACCUACCCCACCCGCCGCCGCUCGCCGGUAAAGUCCCCUCCGCCUCGCCGCCGCCGCCGCCUUGCUGAUUUCCGUUCUCCAAUUUGUCAUAAUCUUUCUUUUCCUUCUCUCCAUCAUGUUUGAUUUCGGCGACGAGCUGACGCUCCAGAGCUACAGGAUUCCAUGGCUAAUCUGGAUUCAGAUUCUGGUCCUCUUGCUCAUCGUCUUCCUCUUCUACUGCUUCAGCUUCUCCAUCACUUCCCCCGACGACGAGGCCUCCAUUUUAUCAUCCUCCGUCGCUGCCUCCGCCGAUUCGGCUUCCUCCAGCUACAGCAGAGAUUCCGACGAUACAAAGAAGAUCGCGAAGCACGGCGGCGGCGAUGAUUCGAAGACCGUCGCCGAUUACGUCCGCCACUGUCAGGUGACUAGGAGCCAGAGCAUAAAAGGAGAGCUAGCGAUGACGACGACGACCACAGGCAGAAGAAUAGUGAGUGAAGACACCGUAGAGGGGGAUGCUGUGACCAACUACCAUCCCUGCAACUACAUCCGGCUAGCUAAACUGGUAUUCCUCAAAUGCUUUGGCCUCGACUGCGAAUUCGAGAGGUCUUCGAGCUCCGAGAAGAAGAAGCGAAGAUGACAGCUUAGUUAGUUCGGUCUUGUUUGUAUGUAUGUAUGUAUGUUUGUUUUGAGGUAAAGCUCGGAGGCAAGGCUUGCGGAAGCGCGGGAAAGUUUCUAAUUCUUUUACUUGUGAAGGAUGCUCUGAUUAAUGUGCAAAUGUGUAAAUAUUUUGUCAAUUUGAGCCAAGAGGAUGCAAAGUGUAACCAUGUAAAUUUGGCAAUGUCAUGUGAGACUUGAAUUGUAGGCUCCUUGCUACAGAUGAGCAAGGACGAUUCUCAAUAGUUUUUACACAUACACCAGAAAUGAUG
Molecule: messenger RNA, 1019 nt
Organism: Linum tenue
Lineage: Eukaryota; Viridiplantae; Streptophyta; Magnoliopsida; Malpighiales; Linaceae
Source: the annotation of a GenBank genome assembly